AUGCGGAGCCGAUCCUUCACACCGGCUAUGGAUCCCACGGCUAACUACGAGCACCUGACCCUCAAAGCCAAGAAUAUUCUGCAAAACAGUUUCGAGCAGUUCUUCCUACUAUUCGUCACCACGGCUAUGGAUCCCACGGCUAACUACGAGCACCUGACCCUCAAAGCCAAGAAUAUUCUGCAAAACAGUUUCGAGCAGUUCUUCCUACUAUUCGUCAGUCAAUUAAUUGGUGUCAUAUAUAUUGAGCCUAAAAUUCUGGUGAAUCUAAUACCAGUGCUAAACAUAACGUUCAUAAUGGGACGGGUAUACAUCGGGUGUCGGGAUGUGAAGAAAGGAGAGACGGCUGUCAAAGAGAUACAAUCAAUGAAUCCAAAGGCAGACAUAAAACUAUUAAAACUUGAUUUGUCUUCACUUCAAUCGGUCCGCCAUUUCGCCAAAGAGUUGUCUCAAUUGGAGUCCAAAGUGGAUAUCCUUAUCAAUAACGCAGGGGUUAUGGCGUGUCCUAAAUGGCAGACUGAGGACGGCUUUGAGAUGCAGUUCGCGACCAAACAUCUUGGUCACUUUCUGUUAACACUACUAUUACUGCCCCAAAUAAACGGGUCGGGUGCUACCCGGGUAAUAAACUUGUCGUCGACUAUGCCCGUGACCGAGGAUUUAGUGAAACUCGAGACAUCUCAGAAUUUAAUGAUCAACAAAUACACGACUUUCCUCCCUAAUAUGACACCUCCUAUAGUCCUCAACAACAACCGGGUGGUCCCGGAAACUAUCACAGCAUCCAAUACAACCGACAGUCCCAAAGGCAUUGGCACCAGGGUGCAAGAAUUUAAUUAA
Messenger RNA from Oppiella nova, 831 nucleotides. The record is from the annotation of a GenBank genome assembly. Lineage: Eukaryota; Metazoa; Arthropoda; Arachnida; Sarcoptiformes; Oppiidae.